AUGAAGAAUGACUUUGCAUAUCUGUUUUUUACCUCCCAGAUGUUUAUAAGUUUCCUAUAAGAGACCAGCCCAGAAAAUCUAGUUGUUGCUGUUAACUGUGAGUACUUGUAGGCUGAGCUAACGGGCCACUCACAGUACAGAUCGUUCAGCCUCUGUAACUAUUCAUUCCUGCCGGAUAAGGGGCCUCAGGAUAUCAAGCAAGCUGUCUGCUGUUUCUCUCUUGGCACAGGCGUACAGGAACUGUAACUUCUUAGAAAAUGCUUUGUCUCUGCCUUUUGCUUUUUGCUCUUCCGUGGACACAGACAAGUCUUUAUGAAAAUGGCACACUGGAUCACGAGUGGGAGUUGUGGAAAAAGACAUAUCUUAAGCAAUAUAAUAGUGAGAUUGAUGAGAUCUUGAGGCGUCUGAUCUGGGAGAAAAAUCUGAAGUUAAUCACAUUGCACAAUCAGGAGUACUCCCAGGGUCUGCACACUUAUGAAUUGGCAAUGAACCACCUGGGAGACUUGACUAGAGAGGAAGUAGUCAAGAUGUAUACAGGUCUGAAAGUCCCCACAAACCGAAGGCCCAACAACUUCACAUUUGAUGAGAAUAAGGAACCUACAGCUUUGCCAGAUUCUAUCGACUACAGGAAAAAAGGUUAUGUCACUCCAGUGAGAAACCAGGGAUCAUGUGGGUCCUGUUGGGCUUUUAGCUCUGUUGGUGCCUUGGAGGGACAGUUGAAGAAAACAACAGGAAAACUGGUGGUGCUCAGUCCUCAAAACCUUGUAGAUUGUGUUAAGGAGAAUGAUGGCUGUGGAGGAGGUUAUAUGACCAUUGCAUUCGAGUAUGUGAAAGAAAAUGGUGGUAUUGACUCAGAGAAAGCAUAUCCGUAUAUCGGAGAGGAUGAAGAAUGCAAGUAUGACCCGGCUGGCAAGGCUGCCAAGUGCAAAUCGUACAAGAAUGUGACAGAAGGAAGUGAGAAGGCUUUGAAAAAAGCAGUGGCCACUGUUGGACCUGUCUCUGUUGGUAUAGAUGCCAGUCAAAGCACCUUUCAGUUUUACAGCAAAGGUGUGUACUAUGACAAGAACUGCGAUGCUGAAGCUAUUAAUCAUGCUGUGCUGGCUGUGGGCUAUGGAAUACAAAAGAAAUCAAAAUACUGGCUUGUUAAAAACAGCUGGGGUACAGAAUGGGGCAACAAAGGUUACAUCCUAAUGGCCAGAGACAAGAACAAUGCUUGUGGCAUUGCUAACCUAGCCAGUUACCCUCUCAUGUGAUUUAAGAGUGCUGCAGAAUGAGGAAGAAUUAUUCCAUCAUGUCCAAAGUCUAUGUGACUGUAUAGAAACCAUAUCUGGUUUUGUUUAAAUCUUCAUUCAUGAUUUUAUAUGCAGAUACGUACAUUCAUUAAUGGUGUUUUUUUUAAGAAUUGUGGGGCCCACAGCAGUGCUUGUCCAGGGGCCAGUGAAGUCUUCUUGCCUGUAUUGAGGAUUAAUAAGUAACUUCAAUGUAUUUCACUUUUUAGAUUAGUUGUCAGACAGAUAAGUCUAAUGAGUCUUUAAUAGCAUAUUGUUUUUCUUUAUUCAUUGGAAUCUCCCUUUUUUCCCAUGAUGCUGCCAGGGAAGUUGCACUGUUUCCUAAAAUCCAGCAUAUACCUACUGGUAGCACCAGGGGAAUAUAUACUUUUUUAUAGUUACAAUUGCAACCUUUAUAAUACAAUUAGACAAAUCUCUCAAUUUGAUCUGAUGAAUAUAGAUAUAAAUGUGUUAGCUACAGAAAGGGCAUUAAAUUAAAUAUACUGGUCUAUUUGGCCUGAGCCCGGUGUACAGUUUAUAUUCCUGAAUGUGCUAAAUCCUAAUGAGAUCUUUACCUUUCGAACACACCUAGUGCUGAUCUCAGAGCACACAUAGGGGUCAAUUUAACAAGCAGCGGAUGCUACAUCCACGCCCCAUCGUUUCUUGUCCACCAGAAACUAAAAUUAAGAAGCAGCGGUCAGGAUGAUUGACGGCCCCUGCUAGCGGGUGAGCAGGGGGCGGCAUUGCACAAGCAUUUCACUAGAAUCAUGUCCGCUCGACCCAUGGUAAAUCUACACCAUAGGGUAUGACUGCUGUGCACACACCACGCAUGCACUUGAGUGACAAUAUGCAUGCAGGUUCAGUUAGCACCCUACGUAUAUUUAGUUUUAUUUUAUGUCCCCUUAAAACAAAUCAAUGUUCUGUUGUGAAUUGUUACUUUUUUUUUUUAUAAAUUAAAAUCAGAGUCUGGCACUCUGGUGUUAGAAAUAUUUACAUUUUGGUAACUAAAUUCUGAAAUACGUAAUGACAUUUGUAUACUGUAUGUACUUAUGUUUUCAUACCCAUUGUUUGGAUUUUUUCUAAGAAUUUCAAUUAAAUAAAGCUAUAAAAUAAG
Messenger RNA from Bombina bombina (fire-bellied toad), 2382 nucleotides. Its product is annotated as cathepsin K. The record is from RefSeq and is a predicted model, not a curated record. Gene Ontology annotation, molecular function: cysteine-type endopeptidase activity. Gene Ontology annotation, biological process: immune response. NCBI's taxonomy places the organism in Eukaryota, Metazoa, Chordata, Amphibia, Anura, Bombinatoridae. Gene Ontology annotation, cellular component: lysosome. Bases 258 to 1253 code for a protein of 331 amino acids. The transcript has 8 exons.